Menidia menidia (Atlantic silverside) is the source of this 516-nucleotide messenger RNA. NCBI's taxonomy places the organism in Eukaryota, Metazoa, Chordata, Actinopteri, Atheriniformes, Atherinopsidae. The record is from the annotation of a GenBank genome assembly.
AUGUCGUGUUUCAGAGGGGAUCCAAACUUCUGCCCGGAGUGUGGGAACGUCCUCCCGCUGCCCGGGGUUUCGGACACGGUCCGGUGCCCCCGGUGCUCCUUCCGCAUCCCGGUGACAGAGUUUUCUGGCCAGGAGGUCCGGUCAGUGGUUGUUUUUAACCCCGCGGAGGAGUCCCAGGUGUCCCUCCGGGAUGAGGAGGGCUCGGAGCUGAAGGGGCCCGUGAUCGACCGGCGCUGCUCCCGCUGUAACAAAGAGGGGAUGAUCUACCACACCAGGCAGAUGCGAUCCGCCGACGAGGGCCAGACCGUCUUCUUCACCUGCACGCACUGCAGGUGGCUGCCGUUAUCCCGGGGGGGAGAAAGAAGACUCCUGAAGGACCCGCCGGGCUCCAGGAGGAAGGCCAUUCUGCUCCGGGUGGAUAUGUUCAGAGGCUGCUGGUUAAAAUGGAUGUCCACCUCAGUCCAGCCUGUUUAUGGAUGUGUGGGAGCCCUCAGUGGGACGUCCACAGGGUCCUAA